Ilex paraguariensis (yerba mate) is the source of this 630-nucleotide messenger RNA. The record is from the annotation of a GenBank genome assembly. NCBI's taxonomy places the organism in Eukaryota, Viridiplantae, Streptophyta, Magnoliopsida, Aquifoliales, Aquifoliaceae.
AUGGAGAGAAGAAAAUUAAGGGCACUUGUAAUGACUGUGGUGGUCUUGGGAAUUCUUGUAGGGCAGUCCACAGCCACUUUCAAGGACUGCUAUGCCAAGUGCUUCCUUUUCUGUAUGAUUGAACCUUCUCAAAAUCUUUGUUCCUGCACCACCCACUGCUUAAAAGAGUGCAUAUUUCCUGAUAACCCUCAACCUCAACAUGUUAAUGCAGAUAGCCAUGGCUUCUGCAAGCUUGGUUGUGCCUACUCCUCAUGCUCCAAUAUGAGCACCAAACAUGACCCUAAUGGAAAGGUGGUGGAAAACUGUGUCGGAUCCUGCUCAAAGAUGUGCACCAAGAACUACUUAUCACCCUAAGCAACUAAAAUUGUGUUGUGUUCACUGGCUGCCAUUAUAUUCAUUAGAGGUCCUUUCUCUGUUUCUGUUUCUUUCUUUGUUUUUUGUUUUUCCUUUGGAAAGAAAGAGGGAGUUUGUGUUUGUGUGUUGUUGUGGGGGGAGGAGGGACUUCAUAGUGUGAAUGCAGAGGACUGCUGAUCAGAUGAGCAUUUCCUUUUUAGGUCAAUUUUUUUUCUCUUUUUUUUUUUGUGGUAUAUUUUCCUUUUCUUAAAUUAUGUAUUAAGAUGUCAUGGGUGC